This is a messenger RNA of Zychaea mexicana, 498 nucleotides long. RefSeq lists its product as uncharacterized. The transcript has 2 exons. Bases 1 to 498 code for a protein of 165 amino acids. The record is from RefSeq and is a predicted model, not a curated record. Lineage: Eukaryota; Fungi; Mucoromycota; Mucoromycetes; Mucorales; Lichtheimiaceae.
AUGCCGCUCUUCUUCCUCCUCGUCAACUUUUCUAAACCAAGGCUAUUCAAUGUGAGUAUCACUGGAACGAACACCCCAGGCCCAAAUUAUUUGCCCAUAUUCGGACGCCGUACGGGCCUCUACAAGCUCUACGGAACAUACCCUGUGGCCUCUGCGGUGUCACGCCGUGCACACCAAUGGGAAGAUAUUAUCAGACAGUAUAACGAUGGAGAGUUGACAACGACAAUUGCUCAACUGGCUGCGAUCUGUGCUCGCAUGAACGAGGAGCACCAGAAAAAGCUUGAAGAGAAGGUUAAGCGCAUGAACCAUAUGAUGGAGCAACCGGCUCCUAUGGAACUAGAUGUUCGUCAGCAGCUUGGGAGAGCUUUCAGACGCGAGAACAUGUCGGUUAACCACCGUGCUAGCGUGGUCAUGGGAUGGAAUGUCGGCACGCUCAUGUCUCCCCAGUUUGAGACCGAUUGGAUGCUUACUACACCUAUAGUCUCAUCUAGUAUGUAA